Molecule: messenger RNA, 1296 nt
Organism: Ananas comosus (pineapple)
Lineage: Eukaryota; Viridiplantae; Streptophyta; Magnoliopsida; Poales; Bromeliaceae
Product: bidirectional sugar transporter SWEET2a
Exons: 7
Coding region: 1-897 (298 amino acids)
Biological process (GO): carbohydrate transport
Cellular component (GO): membrane
Molecular function (GO): sugar transmembrane transporter activity
Source: RefSeq, a predicted model, not a curated record
AUGGUGGGAAGAGGUCGGGAUAGGCGUGAACAGAGGGAGGGCAAGGGUGAGAUGGCGGAGGAGAGCGAGACGGCACGACCGAAGUCGUCACUUGCAAGGAAGGAGGCGACUCUGCUGAGAGGAGGGAUAGAAGGGUAUUCUCGGAGAGAGUGGGGGAAAUAUGAUGAGAUCUUUGGAUUUUUUCUUUUCCUUUUCUUAUCUUCUUCUUCUUUUACAUAUUCUUUUUAUGAACUCUGUUACUAUGCAGCAGGAGUUGCAGGUAACCUCUUUGCCUUUGUGUUGUUCUUGUCACCAAUACCCACAUACAAGAGGAUCAUUAGAAACAAGUCGACGGAGCAGUUCUCGGGUUUGCCCUAUGUGUACUCCCUGCUGAACUGCUUGAUCUGUAUGUGGUAUGGCCUCCCUUGCGUAUCCUAUGGUGUGAUCCUUGUCGCGACCGUUAAUUCGAUCGGCGCGGCUUUCCAGCUUGUCUAUGUGAGCCUCUUCAUUAUCUAUGCCGAUACAACGAGGAAGGUGAAGAUGUGCGGAUUGCUUAUAUUUGUCGUCUGUGUUUUUGCUCUCAUUAUAUACAUCAGCCUCGAAUUAUUGGAUCAUGCGACACGGCAAAUCUUUGUAGGAUAUUUAAGCAUCAUUUCUCUCAUAUCCAUGUUCGCAUCCCCCUUAUCUAUCAUUAAUUUGGUGAUUAAGACGAAGAGCGUAGAGUUCAUGCCUUUCUAUUUGUCCCUGGCGACGUUCUUGAUGAGCGUCUCGUUCUUCGCCUAUGGAAUGCUGUUACACGACUUCUUCAUAUAUAUUCCAAAUGGGAUCGGAACCGUCUUGGGUGUUGCACAAUUGUUGCUAUAUGCCUACUAUGGCAGGAAAUCGAGAGAGGAGUCUCGGCUACCGCUGCUACGAUGAAUCUCUCUCUCUCUCUCUCUCUCUCUCUCUCUCUAUAUAUAUAUAUAUAUACAUAUAUAUAUAUAUAUAUACACACACUGUAUUCUUUAAUAAGGUUGAAUGUGUGAAUCAUUGUUUUAUAAUAUUUGCGUGAUUUUUUUUUUCUUUUUACCUUUUUGUUGGCUUUUGUUCUUUUGUGUUGAUAGUUUUGAUACAGUAAACUUUUGCCAAAAUCAAUAUGUUGGCGAUGUAUUUCGUUUGUUAGAGUAUGAAAUUUUUAGGUGUAUGUUUAUUUCUUCUUUUUUUUUUCAUUGUCCUUUUCAUUUUUAGAGUGAUAUUUUGCUUCUAUUUAUGAAAUGAGAUGUAAAUAAACAAAGCACUACUACUUUUUAAGGCUCUUGUCGAGUUUCAUGUAUCGUA